This is a messenger RNA of Pelodiscus sinensis (Chinese soft-shelled turtle), 3568 nucleotides long. The record is from RefSeq and is a predicted model, not a curated record. Lineage: Eukaryota; Metazoa; Chordata; Testudines; Trionychidae.
AUGUGUAACUACUUGCUACUUGCAACUACUUGCUUGUUGGGAAAGUUUCACUGUAACAAAACUGGAAAAAUAAGUUGAAUUUCAUCAUUGUUGUUUUGCUUUUGGUUUCAUGAAUUACUUUGUGAUGUUUGUCUUUUCCAGGACAUCCAUGAACUGUUCAAAGAUUAUGAAAUAAAGUACUGUUAUGUGGACAAAAAUAAAAGAACAGAUUAAAUUCAUUAUGGAAAACUCACAUUCUGAAGUGCUACAAGACAUAACCAGGAUUUACCAAAAGAAUAGUGGAUAAAAGCUUGGGUAAACAGCAUUUGUUACUCUGCAGAAUGGAGAGCAGGCUCAAAAUGCAAUUAGGAUGUUUCACCGAUACUCUCUUCGUGGAAAAGAAAUAUCAGUGCAGCUCCAGCCAACAGAUGCUUUAUUGUGCAUUACCAAUUUGCCUACUUCAUUUACGUUACAAGAGUUUGAGGAACUAGUGUGUGCAUAUGGCAAUAUAGAGAGAUGUUUUCUGGUCUAUAAUGAAGUUACUGGCCUUUCCAAGGGCUACGGGUUUGUGGAGUACAUGAAAAAGGACUCUGCUGCAAAGGCCAGAAUGGAACUUCUGGGGAAGAAAUUAUGUGAAAACACCCUCUUUGCACAGUGGACAGAUGUUAAUCAGUUGACUACUGAUCUUGUUCAUUCUAAGUGCCUUUGUGUAGAUAAAAUCCCUAAUGACUACACUGAUUCAGAAGAACUAAUGCAAAUGUUCUCAUUUAAAUAUAAACCUGUGUUCUGCCAGUUUGCUGAGGACGAAGGCAAUUAUAUUUGUGGCUUAGCAGUGAUUGAGUAUGAGACUGCAGAACAGGCUGAGGAAGUGCAAGAAGUCACAAAUGGCAUGACUGUCAGAGGAAAUAAAGUCCAGGUAUCGUACUGUGCUCCUGGAGCACCCGGGCGAAGCACAUUAGCUGCACUUAUUGCAGCUCAACGGAUGAUGAGAAACAAUAGAAAAGGAUUGCUUCCAGAACCAAACCCAGUGCAGAUCAUGAGGAGUUUAAAUAACCCAGCCAUGUUGCAAAUGUUACUGCAGCCACAAUUGCAUAGACGUACUCGAAAACAUGCAGUUUUUGGAGUAUCUGCUGGUUUACCUCCACUCAUAAAUACCAUAGUCAGUCCAGGAUUUUUGCAUUUGAAUAAAGUUCCCCAGAAUUCGGUUCUGGGCAAUACAUCUAAUUUACUGCUGCAGAAUCUCUCCCAUCUACAACUGGCACAGAAGCAACUAAUGAAAAUUGAAAAUGUUCAAACUAACAAUAAACCUGGUUUACUUGGAGAGCCUCUACCAAUGUUACUUCAGACGGUAUUGGGAACGGGGCCAGUACCAUCAUUGAGUGCAGACAUGGGGAACCAUGGAGAAGUUCAUACAUGUGUUCCCCCUGAAGUGUUGUGCGUGCACCCCGGGACUUCUCAACAGCUAGUCAAUAGAAGGAGAAGGAUAACCAAACAUCUGCCCUAUUCCCGGAUGAUGAAAAAAUUGAGCAGGAAUUCUCCAUUGGGAGCAGAUGGGCAAGUUCCACACAAUCAGUUUCAUAGAAUUGUAGCACCUAAUGUGACUCCAAAUCAAACAAUGGCAGCAACAGGGAUGGGCAUGUUGCCAGUCUUUCCAAAUCAACCCUUUGCUGGACAAGCUGUGCCAGGGCAAAAUAAUACUGAAGAUAAACAAUCAACAGAAGGAGCUGGCUCAGGGUCACAGGCUCAUCUUCAGAGCUUAACAAAUUUUACUGCCGGAGGCUUGCACACAGGACAUCCCCAACAGCCAAGUCAACCAAAAAGCACUGAUACAAGUGCAAGGAUUCCCUCAAAAAAACAGACCUCGCUCCUGGGGGAACCACCAAAAGAAAUCCGUCUUAGUACCAAUCCCUACUUGAAUUUGGCAAGCGUGUUACGUGGUGUGUGUCUUUCGGCAGUUGGCAGCAAAGCAGCUAGUACUCAGCAGCAGAUGGGGCUUUCAAGCAACAUGGCGGAUGCUGCAGUCUCUCAGGGAACAACGCAACAUGUAAUGGAAAACUAUUUUAAUUAUUCUCAACAGUAUGGGGAUUACACACCGGAGGCUGUCCAGCAGUGGCAUCAGCAUUAUGUACAAUCAUACAAUACUACUCAAGCAAGAGUAGGUGAAUGCGUAAAUGAAGCUUCUCAGGAACCUGUUAUAUCAUAUGCAGACUACAAUACUUAUUUGCCGGUUAUGCCUUCGUACUACACUGGAGCCCAGGGAUCGUAUCAGCCAGGCAGCUUUCAGCUUACUUCACAGAUUCCAAUAAACAAGCGUGAAAGACCCACUCAAACAGGAAAAUCUGUUACUCCCCCAAGUCAGUCAGCGAAACUAUGUGGUACCAGUAAAGAGUGAAAAGCGAAGUUCUUCACACUUCACUUCUUCCUUGGAAGCUGGCUCAGUUGAAUAUAUUGACCAGCACUCUCAGGGCACAGCAUCAAAUUAAGCAAAAUCCUAUCUAAAAAAAAUAAAGUGUUUAUUGGCCGGUUUUGUUAAUUGGAUCUCAGUAAAGCCAACAGGUGAUUUUUUUUUUUGUACCUCAGUGUUUAUUACUGCCUUAACUUCAUCUUUAUAUAGGGUGACAAAUUUCUAAAAGAAACAAUUCAGGCAAAAUUUUCCAAAUAAAUAUAGCAAUAAAGACAACUAGUUGGACAUUUUUGGCUAAUUUUUUGUUAAAUAAUACAGAGGUGUCUCCCUUAAUUAUAUUGUCUUAGUGUAAACUGUUGAAAUUGACAAUGUUUAUCUUAAGCUUGCAAAGAAGUUUCCUUUGGUGAUGUCAAAAGCAAUGAAAAUAGUGGCAAGGGGAACUUUUCACUUCUUCCUUAGAUGCGGAAGUUGAGAUUGAGUCUUAACUAUAGUUUAAAAAAAACUCCCUGCAUAUGCUUUUCAGUUGCAACUUUUUCAGCAUUGAGCCAGAUGCAUUUACAGCCUUUACAUUUUAAAAAUUAUUUCCCAAAAACACUGGAUACCAGAUGUAUUAACAGAGUAUUAACAAGUGUUUCAGUAAAUGGUUUGUUAUAUUGUGAACUUACCAGCAUCGAUCAAGAAUACAUUGGUGCUUGUUGGAACAAAAGUGUAAUCUUAGCUAUUGAUACUCUUUUUCAAGAGAUGGUGGUCAUUGUUAUAAACAGUUUUACUCUUUGUGAAUGAAUUUGUUUCUGCCCUAAUCUGCUUCUUUAAUCUGUGAAAAAUACUAGCUCUUGCUAAGCAUUGGAUUUGAACUAGGGUGAGUCUCCUAAGAAUCAAAAGCCACCCUCUACUUACUGACAAAAAUUCAAAGUGCAGCAACAGUAAAACUAACUAAAAUAAAUGCAACCAUUUUGUAAGUGGAGCAGUAUACAAUCAAAAAGAAGCUAUAAAUUAAACAGCCAAUUUUGUUUUCUCUAAUUUUUGGAUUGUUUAGGUAGAGGAGAAAAUGCUGCCUAGUACUAAAACACCUAUCCCAACUGGUUUUGUUAAUCCAUGCGGUCUCCAGGUGUCAAAUUUACUUUUACAAUUUGCUUCAGCCAUCCCCACAGCUCUUUUGAGACCCAAAGUUCUGAGUGUUCCCAA